Molecule: messenger RNA, 1408 nt
Organism: Zonotrichia leucophrys gambelii
Lineage: Eukaryota; Metazoa; Chordata; Aves; Passeriformes; Passerellidae
Gene: TRMT61B
Product: tRNA methyltransferase 61B
Exons: 7
Coding region: 32-1336 (434 amino acids)
Biological process (GO): mitochondrial tRNA methylation
Cellular component (GO): mitochondrion; tRNA (m1A) methyltransferase complex
Molecular function (GO): tRNA (adenine(58)-N1)-methyltransferase activity
Source: RefSeq, a predicted model, not a curated record
CACACCCCCUUUUCCCGCCCCCGGCCGCUCCAUGAGGGUCUGGCGCGCGCUGCGGCGGGCGGCCGCUUCCUCAUCCUCCUCCUCUUCCUCAUCCUCAUCCUCUUCUUUUCCUGCCGACGGGAAGCCUCGCAGGCGGGCAUGGGGGACUUCGCUGUCGCCGCUGGAGCGGGUGAGGCGGCUGCUGCCGCCCGAGGAAGCGGCGGCGGUGGCGCGGGGCGCGGCGGCGGCAGCGCCGGAGCUACCUCAGGCUCGCCCUGAGAAGGAGGAAGAGGAGGAGGUGCCGCUGAUUGUCCCCCGUCAGGCGUUGGUUGGGGCGGCGGGUCCGCGCUCCGGCCCUUUCCGCGCCGGGGAGCUGGCGCUGGCGGAGGUGCCGAGGAAGAACAACUGGACGCUGAAGGUGCUGUGCCGGCUGGCGGCGGAGGCGGUGCUGAGCAGCCCCAGCGGGCUCCUGCCCCACCGCGACAUCAUCGGGCAGCUGCCCGGGCAGGUGCUGCGCACGUCGGCCGGGAAGCGGCUGCUGCUGAGGCGGCCCUCGCUGGACGAGUAUGUGCUGCUCAUGCCGCGGGGAGCCACCAUCGCCUACCCCAAGGAUAUAAGUGCUCUGCUAAUGAUGGUGGAUCUCCACCCGGGAGACACCGUGCUGGAAACUGGCAGCGGGUCCGGUGCUAUGAGCUUGUUUCUGUCAAGAGCAGUUGGGCCCACAGGCCGUGUUCUGAGUUAUGAGAUCAGAGAGGAUCACCAUAAUUUAGCAAAGAAGAAUUACAGGCACUGGCGCUCUGCGUGGCAAAUCGGACACACGGACGAGUGGCCAGAUAACGUGGAGUUCAUUCUGAAAGACAUUUCAGCAGCUGCUGCAGAUCUGAAAUCUGUAACACUUGAUGCAGUAGUUCUGGACAUGCUGGACCCUCAGUGUGCUCUGCCUGUCGUACACCCAAGCCUGAAACAAGGUGGGGUGUGUGCUGUGUACUUGGCAAACAUCACACAGGUUAUUGACCUUUUAGACAGAAUACGGAGCUGCAAGCUUCCCUUUUUGUGUGAAAGGAUAAUUGAGGUAACUCACAGGAGCUGGUCAGUACUCCCUGCUAAACUCAAGCAUAACAAAUCAAGCCACAUGGUGGGAACUCAAGAAAAUAUUGAAGAACCACCUCAAAAUGAAUAUGAAGAAAUCCAUAUUCAGGAUGAAGCAGUUCUUAAGGAGAGCGAAUACAAUGAGUCACUCAGUGCUGCUGCUGAAACAAACCACUCAGUGCCUUACAUUGCCCGACCAUCCCACUGGCAGGAAGCUCAUUCAGCGUUCCUUACCAAGCUGAGAAAGUUUGGACCACUGCUUUCUUGAUGCUGCUGCCUCCUUAGCUGCUAAUUUGAGUAUUGUAUCAGAAUGAAAUAAAACAUGACAAAGUAGAUGCUA